Molecule: messenger RNA, 621 nt
Organism: Oldenlandia corymbosa var. corymbosa
Lineage: Eukaryota; Viridiplantae; Streptophyta; Magnoliopsida; Gentianales; Rubiaceae
Source: the annotation of a GenBank genome assembly
AUGGAGAAUGCAGAGUUGAAGCAGCUGUUGAUUGAAACAAGUAGCAAAUCCAUCAUGGUGAUCAAAGACAUCGAUUGCUCGCUUGAUCUCACCGGGGCUCGGAAGAUUAAGAAGAACGGCAAGGACGAAACGAAAGAUGAAAUGAUGAAGCAGAACAAGAGAGAGGAUCAGGAGAAGAAGAGCAGAGUUACUCUGUCUGGCGUCCUGAAUUUCAUUGAUGGGAUAUGGUCCGCUUGUGGAGAAGAAAGGAUCAUCGUAUUCACAACGAAUCACGUCAAAAAACUCGAUCCGGCAUUGAUUCGGCGAGGACGGAUGGACCUGAGGAUCGAGAUGUCGUACUGCGAUUUCGAGGCAUUCAAAGUAUUGGCUAAGAAUUAUUUGGACAUGGACUCGCAUCCUUUGUUUGGAGAAAUCAGACAGUUGUUGGAGGAAUACGAUGUUUGUCCUUGUGACGUGGCUGAGAAUUUGAUACCGAAAGGGGAAUCGAGCGACCACAAGGAAACCUGUUUAAUGGGCUUAAUUGAAGCUAUCAAGAACGAAAACAAGAAAAAACAUGAAGUAGUACUAAAGGAAGAAGUUCAGGACGGAAAUGCUCUGUUUCCAAACAUCUUGGAGGAGUAA